Messenger RNA from Zea mays, 947 nucleotides. RefSeq names its product polyadenylate-binding protein 2. The record is from RefSeq and is marked provisional. NCBI's taxonomy places the organism in Eukaryota, Viridiplantae, Streptophyta, Magnoliopsida, Poales, Poaceae. Bases 59 to 697 code for a protein of 212 amino acids. Gene Ontology annotation, molecular function: poly(A) binding. The transcript has 6 exons.
ACCAAACCCACACCUGCCUCAACUAAUCGGGUCAGAUCAGGUCAUCGGGAAGGCCGCCAUGGACGACGAGGAGCACGAGGUUUACGGCCAGGAGAUCCCUGAGGACGGCGAUAUGGACGGCGCUGACGUUGAUAUGGCCGCCGCCGGGGACGACGCGGCGAAGCUUCAGGAGCUUGACGAGAUGAAGCGCAAGCUGAAGGAGAUGGAGGAGGAGGCCGCCGCCCUCCGCGAUAUGCAGGCCAAGGUCGCCAAGGAGAUGCAAGGAGGUGACCCUAGUAUAUCUACAGCUGAGGCGAAGGAGCAGGUGGAUGCCCGGUCUGUGUAUGUUGGAAAUGUUGAUUAUGCUUGCACCCCAGAAGAAGUGCAGCAGCAUUUCCAAGCUUGUGGAACUGUCAACAGGGUGACAAUCUUGACUGACAAGUUUGGGCAGCCAAAAGGUUUUGCUUAUGUUGAAUUUCUGGAACAAGAAGCUGUCCAGGAAGCUCUGAACUUGAAUGAAUCGGAAUUGCAUGGUCGACAGAUUAAGGUUGCGCCGAAGAGGACUAAUGUCCCUGGGAUGAAGCAGCGUCCACCACGCGGGUAUAAUCCCUACCAUGGCUACCCUUAUAGAUCAUAUGGAGCACCGUACUUCCCCCCAUACGGUUAUGGGAGGGCUCCUAGAUUCCGCCGCCCUAUGCGCUACAGACCUUACUUCUGAAGUACGUGCGGGGUAAUAAUGUUCAAUGCAAAACCAGCCAUGGUUAGUGGUCAGUCUCGGGAAUAAUUAAACCUACUGCUGUAUCGUUUGCGCUGUUCAAUAGUUGACAUCGUUGCGGUUCAAUGCUCCUUUACCAGCUGCCUUUUCUGACCUCUGUUCUCGCAUAAGCGACAUGUAGACACAGGACGUAGGGUUACAAUUGUUUGCAUUUUCUGUCAUUCUUGAUUCUGAUGACCCUAUACAGCACUCA